AUGAUAAAUGCAUUCAAUGCUAUGAUGGCUUUCUUUUAGAUGGAGAUGCUUGUGUUUCAUUUUUUGAAGAGAGUUUACUUAAUCAAUAAUAAGAAGAAAGUGGUAUUUUAGAUGAAGGAUGCUUGA
Messenger RNA from Paramecium sonneborni, 126 nucleotides. The record is from the annotation of a GenBank genome assembly. NCBI's taxonomy places the organism in Eukaryota, Ciliophora, Oligohymenophorea, Peniculida, Parameciidae.